AUGCAGUUAAUAGUAGUAUUCAUUCUCAAAUUGCUGCUGGUGAUAUUCAUUCCCUAUUACUUCAUCUCGGCCAUUUACAAUGCAUUCUUUCACCCGCUCAAGCUUUAUCCAGGUCCUCGUCUAAUGGCUGCCAGUAGAAUUCCCAUUGUCUAUGGAGUCCUCACUGGCAAAUCGACGGGGUGGUUGGUGAAGCUGCAUGCAAAGUAUGGCCCGGUAGUGCGCGUGGCUCCUAAUGAACUGAGCUACUCUGAUGCAAGUGCCUGGAAGGACAUAUACGGGAGCCACCCAUCGCGCCCAGGAGGCAUGCCGCGCGAUCUUACCUUUUUCCGGGCAGUCGAGGACGAGAAGGGGAUUCACUCGAUCCUAACCGCCAACAACGAAGACCAUGCGCGAAUGCGCCGCCUAUUUGCGCAAGCUCUAUCCAAACGAGCUCUUGCGGAACAGGAGCCUCUGAUCCUGGGCCAUGUCCAUCACAUGAUAGAUAAACUCAAAAUCCAGGCAAAGCAGAGCAAACCCGUUGAUAUCAUUGAUAUAUUCAACUUCACGCUGUUUGACGUCGUCUGUGACCUCCAGUAUGGAGAAUCUUUGCACUUGCUGGAUGAUUCAACUUACCACCCGUGGGUGCAUAGCCAUCUGGGAAUCAUUCGUAGUGCCUCCCUCAUUGCAUCGUUGGCGGAUUUCCCUGCCCUCCGGUUCCUUUUUCGACUGAUCCUUCCAGGGCUGGUUAAGGCAGGGCGUGAGAGUUACUUCCAUAUGCUAAAUGAGCGACUGGAUAAGCGCCUGGCUGCUGGUGUUAAGCGCCCGGAUAUCGUGCACUUCAUUAUGGAGGCCCGCACCGAGAACGAUGGAAUCUCUGAGGGAGAGCUGCGCGCAACUGCCCCAAUCAUCAUGCAAGCCGGCAGCGAGACUAGCUCCACUGCGCUUAGUGGCUUCAUGGCCCAUAUUUUGCAAGAGCCGAAGAUCUUGCGCCAGGUGCAAGAUGAAAUCCGCGCAAAGUUUCACUCUCAGGAGGAUAUCGUGAUGAAAACGCUAAAAGACCUCCCUAUUCUAGAUAAAUGCAUUAAGGAGACACUGCGCGUAUACGCCGCAGUGCCAGGUAUCCUCCCUCGGGUUGUACCUGCCCCCGGGGCCACGAUCGCGGGGCAAUGGGUGCCCUCGGGCAUCAGAGUCUACGUCACCUCUUUAGCUGCAUUUCGUUCGGCUGCCAACUUCCACGAGCCGGAAAUAUUUGCGCCGGAACGUUGGGACGCGAAUCCAGAUGCGAGAUUUGCUCAUGACAAGCGUGAUGCCUGCAAGCCGUUUUCGGUUGGAACUAGGGACUGUGUGGGUCGCGAAAUGGCGCAGUAUAUGAUGGCCCUGAUUCUUUGCAAUUUGAUAUUGAAUUUCGACUUUGAGGCCGUGCCCGAGAAAGAACCCUGGUUCGCCAAUCAGCGCAUCUGGACGAUUUGGGAUAAGCCACCUCUGAUGGUGAAAUUGAUUCCGGUCCAGAAAUCUAAUUGA
Molecule: messenger RNA, 1500 nt
Organism: Penicillium taxi
Lineage: Eukaryota; Fungi; Ascomycota; Eurotiomycetes; Eurotiales; Aspergillaceae
Product: cytochrome P450
Exons: 3
Coding region: 1-1500 (499 amino acids)
Molecular function (GO): monooxygenase activity; oxidoreductase activity, acting on paired donors, with incorporation or reduction of molecular oxygen; heme binding
Source: RefSeq, a predicted model, not a curated record